Austrofundulus limnaeus is the source of this 1082-nucleotide messenger RNA. It is a transcript of the gene exoc1l, whose product is annotated as exocyst complex component 1 like. Lineage: Eukaryota; Metazoa; Chordata; Actinopteri; Cyprinodontiformes; Rivulidae. Bases 6 to 881 code for a protein of 291 amino acids. The transcript has 3 exons. The record is from RefSeq and is a predicted model, not a curated record.
AAUAGAUGGAUCAACAGACCUCAUAUCACCAAUGGGCUGCGUGUGUGUGUGUGUGUGUGCAGAGUAAAAGCUCAGUUCACACACACACACAACCAACCCACAACCACAAAUUUUCUCACCAUCUGAUAAGAGGAAACAUCACCACCUCCCUCCCUAUCCACCACUGCCAGCUUCUCCAGACACCAUCAACAACGUCUUUUUUCCACAUCUCGUCAGAUCCUUGGACUCUCUCUCACCUGCUGUCACUCUCUCUUGUGGUUCUUUUUCUUUACUUUUGGUUUGGCGAAGCUUUCAUUCCUCUCUGUCCCGUCAUGUCUUCUCUUUUGAGAGAGGAAAUGCAGAGAGUAUUAUUCCGACCAGCAAAACACAGACUGGCGGAGUUUAUUGAGAUCGAAGAAGCAUCACCUGGGAGGCAUUUUCUCUGUGUCUCAGUUGGACCAAAGAAAGCGGUGCAGUUAAGCAUAGUGCAAUGUCAGGUGUUUGUCACGUCCCACAAGUCUGGGUCCAAGAGAUCGCACACCAAACGCUCCAACAUCCAGGACUGCUACAAGAGGACAGAGAUCUGGGCUCUGGAAGACUUGACCCUUGUUGACGGACGGGAUCCUGAUGUGGAUGACCCCUGUUUUCUGCUGCACUUUGAAAAGGUGCGUUCAGUGACGGCCGUCAGCUGCUCGGCCAAAUACACCAUGGUGCGUGCCCUGGUUGCCCUCAGUGACCGAUUCUGCCAUCAAUCACUGAAUCUUCUGAACUUUGACCACGCUUACAUCAACCCUACCACCUACUACUCCAACAGAGGAGACUGUGUUGUUCUGUCACAGAUUUGCUUCUACGCCUUCAAUCUGGUGUGUCUGUCCUUGUGUCCUGUACCCAUAGAAGUGUAACAUCAGUGUUGUGUGUGUGUGUGUUUGUGUCUUGAAUGUUUGUGUGUAUCGUUUCUUGAGCUGUAGCUAAUGUACUGUAUAUGAUUUGAGUCAAUAGCAGGUGUGGAGUUGGCUUCAGUGGGACUUUAAUAAAGUAUUAUCGAUCUUUUACGUUGAUGUUCUAAGUGUAUGUCUAUGACUAAUACAAGUUUCAAACAGAUA